AUGGUGAGCCAUGCCGACGCAAGAGUCGCCAGGGGGCAUCUUCCGGCAAGACGGCCGGGCGGGACCAUCACGCCUGAGUUGGCACCGGCUGGAUACCACGACGAGGCGUUGGCUUUGUCCAUGUUGGAGUACAUGAAUGACUUCAUCGUCCCGGACCUCGUGCUCCUAGACACUGGCGCCAACCCCCACAGAUUCGACCUCAAGUACUGGCGAUUGCUGCCCGACGUUCUCACCGACAUGAUCAUCUCAUGCGCUCUCACGCACCAGGUGAUACGGAGUCAGGCCAGGCAAGACAGCUUCCCGUUGACCGUUCACGACGCGGGCAGCCAUCCCAUAGCCGUAGUGAGACACCGCAUGAUUUCGUUUCCCGAUCCAUCCGUCAAGACAAUCUACAAGCAUCAACAGCGGACGUUGAAGGAACUGAGCGAAAGCCUGGACGAGAAGGAGCUUCGGUUUAGCGAUGCUAUACUGGCGGCGGUCGUCACGCUGAUGAGAGUAGAGAUACAACAGUCGGCAUUUGGGGCCUGGCCGACACAUCUCCACGCCGCGAGAACCAUCAUCACAGAGCGCGGCGGCUUCAAGCCUCUUAUCAUGGAUCAAGGCUCCAUGAUGGGCGAUACUCUGACAACCUUUAUGCUCAUGGACAUUCUCAGCGCCAUCUGCAUCCCGAGCCACUUGCUGGAUGAGCAAAACACCCUCAGCCAGCUUGAAUACAUUCCCCUGCUAGAAAUAGACUUUCAAGACGGCAAGUAUUACGACUUCCCUUGCUCCAAUCAGCUUCUCGAAUCCAUCAUUAGAACAAACCACGCUCGCCUGCUCAGCCAAGGUCCCAUGAACGACGCCCCAGACCUCGACAUGACCUGCGCACAAAUCUUGGGCCGCGUCGCCUUGUUCGACGCUCCGCUCUGGGCGUCGGCCCAGCUUGAAGAAUUUUUCUCGUCUCGUCCGCCGACCUCUCACCCCGGAACGGCAGCAAAGCGGGAAAAACCCCCCCCGGCAGCCGUUAUAAACAGGGGCGUCAUCCACGCCAUGUGCGUGCAUCUCGCCAAGGCGUUCCAAUACGCCAGCAUGCUGUACUGCAUCCGAACACUAUACAUGGACCGCGGCAAGGCCACAGCCGCCGAGUUGCUCACGUCCCAGCUCGCUGCGGACCUAUCCUACCGAGAACGGACCAUCCACGUGCAACCGCUGCACCAGUCAGCACUGAAUGCCCUUUUAAAAGCUUUGCACCGACUGUGGGAUGUGGAAAUGAGUUGUGGAACGACCUGGAUGGGCAGGUUGACGUUUUGGCCGUUGUGGGUUGGGGGCAUGGAGCUCGAUGCAGGGGAGGACGCGGCGCACGAGCGCGCCUUUAUCUGCACCUGCCUGCAGAAACUUUGCUAUCACCUUGGGUCGUUAAGUCCGUUGGAUGCUGUUUCUGCGCUGCACGCGGUUUGGGAUGCGCAGGGAGAUGGGAGCAAUACUUGGGAUGCCAAGCUGGAUAUUCCCGGUGUGCGGGGGGUGUUCUUUUUCUGA
Ustilaginoidea virens is the source of this 1515-nucleotide messenger RNA. RefSeq lists its product as uncharacterized. Gene Ontology annotation, cellular component: nucleus. The record is from RefSeq and is a predicted model, not a curated record. The transcript has 4 exons. Gene Ontology annotation, biological process: positive regulation of transcription by RNA polymerase II. Gene Ontology annotation, molecular function: DNA-binding transcription factor activity; transcription cis-regulatory region binding. NCBI's taxonomy places the organism in Eukaryota, Fungi, Ascomycota, Sordariomycetes, Hypocreales, Clavicipitaceae. The coding region runs from base 1 to 1515 and encodes 504 amino acids.